Molecule: messenger RNA, 735 nt
Organism: Microthlaspi erraticum
Lineage: Eukaryota; Viridiplantae; Streptophyta; Magnoliopsida; Brassicales; Brassicaceae
Source: the annotation of a GenBank genome assembly
AUGCAACGGAGGAGCAAUGAGAUAGAAGAGGAAGGGGAAGAAGAAGAUGGAAGUAGAGGGCUUGAGAACGUGCGAGAGAGCCAGCUUGAAGGGAGAAGCAGUGGAACAGUGUCGAUGAACGGAGAGGACAACGUGUACGUUGGGGUUGGGAAAGGAGACUCAAGCAUGGAGGCAUUGCGUUGGGCUCUUGACAAUACAAUCACUUCUUCUUCUACUCUUCUCUUCCUCAUCCAUGUCUUCCCUGAGACUCGCUUCAUUCCUUACCCUUUGGGGAGGCUAACGAGGGACAAAGCGAGUCAAGAACAAGUGGAAACCUUUAUGUCUCAGGAAAGAGAGAAGAGAAGAACUCUGUUGCAUAAGUUCCUUCAAGCCUGCUCUGCUUCUAAGGUUAAGGUGGAGACAAUACUGGUUGAGAGUGACUCGGUGGCUAAGGCUUUACAAGACCUCAUUACCAUUCUUAACAUUAAGAAGCUUGUUCUUGGGAUCGACAAGUCUAAUGCAAGGAAAGCAAAUUCGAUAAAAGGAAGCAGUGUUCCUCAACAGAUAAUGAGAAGCUCCGCAGCAGCCAUGUGUGAUGUUAGAGUCAUAUGCCAAGGAAACGAGAUAAAGAUGGAGGAGACAAUGGUGGAGAGCAGCCCCUCCAAAUCCCCAACAGUGCAGCGGCCAAAGAAAGAUCAACCCAUUGGCCCUUUUGGUUGCAUUUGCUUUAUCAGUAAGCCCAAAACUAACAGUUAA